Messenger RNA from Ilyonectria robusta, 2709 nucleotides. RefSeq lists its product as uncharacterized. The transcript is spliced from 7 exons. Lineage: Eukaryota; Fungi; Ascomycota; Sordariomycetes; Hypocreales; Nectriaceae. The record is from RefSeq and is a predicted model, not a curated record. Gene Ontology annotation, molecular function: ADP binding. Bases 178 to 2709 code for a protein of 843 amino acids.
CGCAAAGCCAGGGACAGUCAGCUGUCUUCAUCCAUCUCGCCCACCAUUUCCGUCUCCAACGUCGCAUUCAGUUUCGCGAAAAGGGAAGCGACCACCUAGUACACUCAAAAGCAAUCAACCGGUAUUCCAACUGCCGCAUGAGUGGCUUGUGUUGAUCAGCGUUCCGUACCGAUCAUCAUGGAUCAACCAAGCGCUGGCGAGCGUCCUGACAGAUCCCCACCCCCGGCACCAGAGACUAGGAACCUUCCUAGAGACGACAGGUCGUUUCGUAUCCGUGGUGUACCGAUUAGCUGGGAAUUGAAGGAUUUGAAGUCCUUCCUGGAAGACCACCAGAGCUCUGCGGGCCCAAAUGUUAGGUCCCUCGCCCGCGAGGUGCAUGGCCGUACCAAAACUGCCACGGUGACCUUCCGGAACGUUCUGCCAUUCCAAACUCUUCACAAAGAUGAGAUCUGGCGCCUUUGGCUACCAGAUGAGCAUCAAUCGCCUCGGAAUCCAUACCUAGCGGUCGAAGAUGGCUUCCUUGGUAUCACUACCCUCUACUCCCCGCCGCCAGAGGGCCACGAGGUCGAUAUCAUAGCAAUAUCCGGCCUCGGCGGACAUGCUUUUGGUUCAUUCAAAGAGCGAGGCGGAGCGUUCAUGUGGCUACGAGAUGCUCUACCGUUUGAUAUCCCCACGGCGCGGACGAUGAUCUACGGCUACGAAUCGACUGUGGUACAGAGCGAGAACAUACAGAACUUGGAGGAUCUUGCAACUUCUUUUUGCAACAGCCUACUUGCACUACUUGAUGGGCCAACUAUGAGGCCAAUUCUCUUCAUUGCCCAUAGUCUGGGAGGGUUGAUUGUCAAGGAGGCCCUGAUCAUAUUGUCGAAGUCUAACAGAGAGGACCAUACACGACUUAAUCGGGCCGUGUACGGAAUUGCCUUCUUUGGAGUUCCACAUGACGGCAUGGAUAUUAGCUCACUUAUCCCGAUGGUUGGAGACAGUCCGAAUCGAUUCCUUGUCGAAUCUCUCAGUCGCAUCAAUUCUCAAAUUCUCAGCACCCAGCAUCGAGAAUUCCACACUGCACUGGGUAGACAGGGUAACUCUGAAGUCAUAUGCUUCUACGAAACACUCCAGUCACCAACAGCGCAGAAGGAUCAACAUGGCAACUGGAAAAUGGAGGGGCCGAAAGCAGUCCUCGUCACCAAGUCUUCAGCUACACACUGCCGUUCCUGGGAAAAUGGCCCAGAGCAUAUUUGUGCCAUCGCCCGUACGCACUCUAACAUAGUCAAGUUUGGGCCUCAGGACCAUGAAUAUGACAAAGCGUGUGAAAGCCUCAGGGGGCUCGCAACAAGAGCGCUGGCGGCACAGAAUCCUAUGUCAAAGACCUCGCCGAAUAACCAUCUACAGCCAGAGACUGUGGAUGCCGAGGAAGUGAUAUCACCCCGUUGCAGGACAUCCUCGGAUGCAGCACCUUCAGCCCGUAAAUCAUGCUUCUGUGUUCCAUUAUCUACGAACAAACGGUUUGUGGGACGCGACGGAAUCCUCCAGACUCUCCAAGAAAGUCUCUUCAGCUCUCAUACACACCAAAGAGUUGCGCUCGUGGGACUGGGCGGUAUUGGCAAAACCCAGGUUGCUCUGCAACUAGCGUAUUGGGUCAAAGAAACCAAGCCUGAUUGCUCGGUUUUUUGGGUCCCGGCGUUCAGCCAUGCCAGCUUCGAGCAGGCGCACACGGAUAUUAUGAAAGAGGUUGGGAUACCUCGUGUCAACGAGGAAGAUUCGAGAGAAUCAGUUCAGCGGCAUCUCAACUCGAAGGAUGCGGGAAAGUGGUUUCUUAUUAUCGAUAAUGCCGAUGAUAUUGAUGUUCUCUUCAAGUCUUCAGGGCAAUCAGGGAGUAUGUACGACUACCUCCCAAACAGCGACGAAGGCCGGAUUCUUUUCACAACGCGCACUCGGAAAGUAGCGGUUUCAGUUGCAGGUAACGACUUAUUUGAGCUGCCAGAGAUGAGCGAAGAAGAAGCAAAGAGUUACCUGGGGAAGUCUCUGGUCGAGAGAGACCUCCUUAGGGAUGAACAAGUUGUGGCCGACUUUCUCCGAGAGCUUACGUAUCUCCCGUUAGCGAUCACGCAGGCGGUGGCUUACCUAAAUACCAACCAAGUCACCAUCGCAGACUACCUCCGACUCUUCAAAAAGACCAACCAAGAUAGGAUUGAGUUAAUGAGCAGCAACUUUCGAGACAGCACUCGAUACAGAGACACACAAGAUGCAGUGACCACCACGUGGCAUAUAUCAUUCCGUCAAAUUGGUACAACCGACGAGUCUGCGAUAAAACUGCUGCUAUUUAUAGCAUGUCUGGAACCAAGGGCUAUACCUCGAUCUAUCCUACCCGAUGUUGGAUCGGAACAAAAGCUGAUGCAAGCAAUCGGUACCCUUUGCGGAUAUAGCUUUCUAGCUAGAAGAGAGGACGGCUAUAUGUUCGACAUGCAUAGGCUGGUCUAUCUGGCUACGCAGUUGUGGAUUGAAGAACAGGGAAUUGCGGAAAAGGUCCAGUGGGAUGCAAUUAAGCAUCUGAAGAUGGUAUUUCCAGAUGACGAAUGGGAGAAACGCGAGGUGUGGCAGCAAUUUCUACCACAUGCACUCAAUUUGCUUCGAGUAAGCGUAGAAAUUGAAGAGGAGGAAUUUGCCAACCUAGGCUUCUGGCGGAAGCAGUCCAGCUGCUUGAAGAGGUAG